Molecule: messenger RNA, 1104 nt
Organism: Sphaerodactylus townsendi
Lineage: Eukaryota; Metazoa; Chordata; Lepidosauria; Squamata; Sphaerodactylidae
Gene: MYORG
Product: myogenesis regulating glycosidase (putative)
Exons: 3
Coding region: 349-1104 (251 amino acids)
Biological process (GO): skeletal muscle fiber development
Source: RefSeq, a predicted model, not a curated record
AACUGCGCAAGCUGGCUCUCCCUCCUGUGAUGUUCCUCGGGGUGGUCUGCACAGCCCUUACUACACUCAGAGCGUUGGGUUUGUCUCAUGAGAUGGAAGUACGAUUGCCAAGAACAGCCAGGAACGGAUCUGGGACUUUUGCAUUAUGGGAUUGAACGGAACCAGGGGGAAAAUGGUGGGAGCUGGAAUGAAGACAACACCUUCCUUUUUAAUGUGGAACUGAGAAGCACCCCUCUAUAAAGCAAAGGAGGAACGCUCGCUGCCACCAGCUUACAUACGCUUCAGAACUGUGGCGAAGAUUCUGCGUCCCCUCCAUUUUGAAAAGAGCUCUCCGGAUCGGACGGUGCCAUGUAUACAUUCCUGCCUGAGAAUUUCACUCCUGUGAAGCCAAAACCAGCCAAGGAGCUAAAGCCAAUGAUAGUCGCCAUUGUGUUGGGGUUGAUUCUGUUCAUUGCGGCUGUGAUCGCUUGGUGCUAUUAUGUGGCUUCGCUUCAGAAGGCCGAGAGGCUGAAGACGGAGAUGAUGGACCUCAAGUCAGAUGGGUUCAUCAUCAAAAACCAGAACGGGGAGGUGGUCUUCAAGGUGGCCUUCCAGUCGGGGGCGCUCAACCUGGAGUCGUGCUCUAAGGAAGGGGACAUUUUGACCUGCGCCAGGUCAGACAAAGGGAAGCUCAACUUUUUCAUACAAACCGUCAAGCCCAAGGACACCGUGAUGUGCUACCGCGUCCGCUGGGAGGAGUUUGUGGCAGACACUGUGGUGGAACACAAAAUGUUCUGGGGGGACGCCCACUGGUAUGGGGGUUGCGAGAUGAGUGUCCAACACUGGCCGAUCCAGCUGCCAGGUUACCAAGAACCUAUGCCGUUCGUGACUAAUGAUGUGUAUACUUUGAGGAACAGCUUUGGAGGAAUUAUGGAGAGGUACUGGGUCUCCUCCAAAGCAGCGGCCAUCAAGAUCAAUGACUCGGUGCCCUUUCACCUGGGGUUCAAUGCUUCUGAAAGGUCUCUCCUCUUCCAGGCCAGGUAUACAGACUCCCCCUAUAAGCCCCCCCUGGGACAGCAACCUUUCCCAGAGCUGAGUUACCGUGUCAAGCGAGAGGCUUUUUAA